CGUGAAUUUGUAAAGGUGGAUCAUAGAAAUAUAUUUUCAAUAACUAUUUUAUUAAAAUUUUUACAUGAAGCAGUUUUACUUGAGUUGAAAUAAAAAAUAUAUGGUAUUUGUUUAACAAACACCUAUUAUUCAUUAAUACCAGUCCAAUCGGUACUGAACAAUAUGAGAAUAUAACAAGAUUAGACAGUAAUUAGCUUUUGCCGCAUGUUUCGAAUUACCUAGGUAUUUAUUAAAUUAUUAAUGAAGUAUCGAUUUUUAAAUAGGUAGCUGAAUUAUUUAUCGUCCUUAAUGAAGUAAAUCGUGGAAUAUCUUGUUGUUGAUUUCACCUCUAUAUACGUUUUCUAUUGACAAUGGAAUUCAGGCUAAAUGUAUUUACCUUAAAUUGUUGGGGGAUACCUAUAGUAUCCAAAAAUAGAAAAGAGAGAUUUGAAGCAAUAUCAAAGUAUUUAUUGGAGAGUUCUCACAGUAUAGUAUGUUUGCAAGAAGUAUGGAGUGAAAAGGAUUAUUUGUUUCUACGGGACAACUUGAAACAUGUUUUACCAUAUUCACAUUACUUUUACAGUGGUGUACUUGGCUCUGGCCUUUGUGUAUUCUCCAAAUGGGUCAUUAAGGAUGUGUUCUUUCAUCAGUGGCCAUUAAAUGGGUACAUACAUAAAGUACACCAUGGAGACUGGUUUGGAGGCAAGGGUGUGGGGUUGUGCCGUAUCAAAUGUGGCGAAAGACUAGUCAAUAUUUAUUGUACACAUCUACAUGCAGAGUACCAUGUCGAUGAUAUAUAUUUGGCGCACCGAGUACUACAAGCAUAUUCAACAGCUGAAUUCGUUAAUUUAACGACAUACCCAGCAGACAUAUCCAUACUUGCUGGUGACUUGAACACAGCACCAGGAGAUUUGUCUUUCAAGAUCUUAACGCAAUUACCCUCAUUGGUGGAUCCUUAUGACAUGAAAUGUGAAGAUACCCCAGGCAAGUUAAAGGCAUCAGGCACUUGUGAUAAUGCCAAUAAUAGUUAUUCAGAUCAGAAACUUGCAAGCAAGCUGCCAGAAGGAAAACGUAUAGAUCAUAUUCUAUUCCAUGUAAAUUCGUCAUGGGAGGCUCAUGUACUUAACUUCGGCAAUCCUUUGGAGGAGAGAGUUCCGGGACAAACAUUCUCGUAUUCUGAUCACAAUGCCGUCGCUUUGGAAUUGCUAAUAAAGCCAUCCGAGCAUAGAAUUAAUCAGAGACAAGACAGCAAAGGAGAUUGUUUCGAUGAGACUAUAACACAAGCCAUCAAGGUGUGCGAAGAAGCCACUGUAAACAUAUCAAAAUCCAAAAAAUUGUUUUUAACCGCCGGCACAUUGAUAUUUUUGUUCUUGCUGGCUACAGUGGGUUUUUGGCCCAAUUUCAUAGUGUAUGAUGUAAUCAAACUUAUUAUAACCGGUUUAUGUUUCUACUAUUUGAUAAUGGGCUCGUUGUGGAAUAAAAUUGAGUUGAAUAGUUUAAAAGCCGGCCUGAGCGCUCUCGAGAAUUAUAGUAGAACAAGAAUGGAACUAAAAAGUUUGGAUGAAGAAAUAGAUGCAGGUGCAGAUUUGGUCCGCAAGCGGCCGAUCCACAAACACUAAUUAUAAUAAAGCGAGAGAGCGAAUGUCAACCCGCGAUGAAAUACUCUCCACGCGCACAGCAAAUGCACACCCGCGUUAUACUGAAUAUCCUUAAACUACUGACAUUCCAGUGUUUUUAUUGUGUACUUACUUAUUUUGUUCCUAUAAUUCUAUUAUGUUCUUAUGAUAAUCUCGUGCAUUCUUAUAAAUAUAUUGUGAUGUUAUUUAAGUGUUAUCAAUAAAUCUAAUAAAACAUAUCAUAAUCGAU
Messenger RNA from Manduca sexta (tobacco hornworm), 1845 nucleotides. It is a transcript of the gene nSMase, whose product is annotated as putative neutral sphingomyelinase. The record is from RefSeq and is a predicted model, not a curated record. Gene Ontology annotation, cellular component: cytoplasm. NCBI's taxonomy places the organism in Eukaryota, Metazoa, Arthropoda, Insecta, Lepidoptera, Sphingidae. Bases 351 to 1598 code for a protein of 415 amino acids. Gene Ontology annotation, molecular function: sphingomyelin phosphodiesterase activity. The transcript has 7 exons.